AUGGACUCUUCUCCAGCCUCUUUAGCUGAUGGACUUUCAAAAUCUACGAAAGAAGAUCAUAAAAUAGAAGGGAAACUAUCCAGAAGUACUUUUGAAAAGCAAAAUUCUUCUUCAAUGAUCAAGACGGAGAGUAAAAAAUCCAAAGAGUUUGAAAAAGACCAGAUUCAGGGUCUCCACGAAGAUGAAAUAGAGUACGGAGAAGAUGAACUCCGCAAUGAACAUGACUUUUAUCUCCUUAACACAGAAGAAAAUCGACUUAUUGAAGGAAGAUUCAUUAUGACUCGAUACAAAAUAGUCUUCGUUCCCUAUAGUAAAGAACUCCAAAGAAGUGAGUUCUUUAAGAAAAACAAUACUGUUGAGUUAUAAAUUUAAUAGAAAAGGUCACUAAAUACUUCAACAAGAAGGUGCCUGAUCAAUAUUACUUGGAUAUCUACACGAAAGAUUUCAGACAGAUGAGGAUUAUACCCAGAUCUUACCCAAAUAUGGAUGAGAUUUACAACAAUCUAAUUAUGGUAGCAUUUCCCAGCAAGUUCAGCAGCUCAAUAUUUGCGUUUAAGCACAAAGUGGCUAAGCAGAAAAUAUCUUCUCAUGACAAGUCAAUCAUUGAAAAAUUAAUGCAAGUUGUUCCUGAAUUCCGAACGUACAGCAAGCUACCCAGCGAUGGAUGGAAUGUUUACAAAUUUUCCAUGGAAUACAAAAGAAUGGGCGUUAUCUUUUACCUAUGCAAUGGUAAGGACCAAGAAAACUCAGAAUUGUAUCCAUUCAAAGCGAUCAGAUGUUGGAAUAAAACGAAAAAGGGGCAGCAGUUGUGCAAAACUUAUCCUGAAUAUAUUAUUGUACCAAACUCCAUCUCCAAUUCUGAACUAGAAGGAACAGCAAAAUUUAGAACUAAAGGGCGACUUCCUGGUCUCUCCUAUUAUUACAAGAAGAACGGGACUUCCCUUUGGAGAAGCUCCCAGAAUAAAGGAGGAAUAACUAGCAGGUCCACUUCUGAUGAAAAUAUGUUGUUCAAAAUUGGGAAUACCAAUCCCAGCACUAACAAGGUUGUGAUCUUUGACGCUCGAAGUAAAAUCAAUGCAAUGGCAAAUAAGCUCAAUAAGGGAGGCUACGAAAACUGUGAUAAGCAUUACACUAAUUGUAAGCUAUACUUCUGUGAUAUUGACAAUAUCCAUGGUGUCAGGAAAUCUUAUGAAAAGAUGUUCAAAGCCUGAAGUAACCCGACAACAAAAGGUAACUUCUAUGAAGCAAUGGAAAAGUCUGGAUGGAUCAACCUCAUACAGAAACUAAUCAUGGCUGCAAGAGAUAUCGCAACUGUUAUGGAUAACCAUGAAAAGAACGUUCUCAUUCAUUGCUCAGAUGGGUGGGAUAGAACCGCACAGCUCAGCACCCUCGCUCAAAUAAUCUUAGAUCCCUUCUAUAGAACUCUUAAGGGAUUUCAAAUCUUAAUCGAGAAGGACUGGGUGUCAUUUGGGCAUAUGUUUGAGCUUAGGUUAGGUCAUUUUAAAGUUGAGAAGCAAGAUACAAGUCAGAGAUCACCUAUCUUCAUUCAAUGGCUCGAUGCAGUGCAUCAGUUGUUGCACCAGUUCCCAACAGCUUUCCAAUUCAACAUAAAGCUUCUAACCUUCCUUGCCCAUGAAGUGUAUACUUGCAAAUUCGGAACAUUUCUUUUCGAUUGUGAAGCUGAAAGGGCAGAAAUGAUGGUUCGAAAGAAGACAGUUUCUAUUUGGACAUAUGUAAAUCGAAACUUAAUGGAGUUUCUAAACCCAUUCUACAAAAAGGAUGAAGAAGUAUACUCCCUUGGCUUAGGAGGAUUACAAAGCUCUCCUAACAUGAUCUUCCCAAUGAGUGAUUACACCUCGAUUCGAAUCUUUAAAGAGCAUUUCUUCAAGUAUAACAGUGAGCAUCAUAUGCAGCAACAAGCUGCAUUUGGUUCACCAAUGGAGAAGCUUGAUAGAGCAAUGAUGAAAGAAAUGGAUCUCCACGUUGAAAACUCAGAGCUCAAGAAGCUCAUCAAGAGUAUGUGUGAAGAAAUGUCUAAAAUGCAACAAGAAAAACAGGCUGUGUUAGCUUCUCAAAAAGAAGACUCCAAACAACAAGAAACACCUUAUGAAGAAGGAAAAAUCGAGGAUCUUGAAUCAGUUCCUGAUUUAACUAAAGAUAAAAUCAAGAGAAAGCAAAGUGUAGAGAUUGUUUAUGAAAAUAAGAAGCAUCAUACAGAGACUAAGUUCGUAGUCAACCUUUCUGAGAAAGACGAGGAGGAUAAGAGAGCAAUAUACGAAGAGGAGGAAGAGGAUGACCUUUCCUCUCCAUUGAGUAAAAGUUUGACGAAGUCCUCUCCCACAAAAAGUGUGAAUAUUGAAAAGAUGAAAAGUAUCUCGGAAAGUCCCACCAAAGUGUCUGAAUUAACACUAGUACCAAAAGAAGUUGAGGAAGAUCUAAGCAAUUCAGAUGUUGAAGAGGAUGAAGAGCCUGAAGAUGGCCAAAUUGAAUCAUCUUCACUAGGCCCCUCUGCACAAUCCCUUCAGAGUCUAACCGAGACACAGACUGAUGUUCAGAAUAACUCUGGAAAUACCUCCUAAAGAUAAUCUCCCAAUCUCUGAGUAAUCUCUAAUCCAUUAUAAGAACUAACUUGAAA
Messenger RNA from Moneuplotes crassus, 2635 nucleotides. The record is from the annotation of a GenBank genome assembly. Lineage: Eukaryota; Ciliophora; Spirotrichea; Euplotida; Euplotidae.